This is a messenger RNA of Prunus dulcis (almond), 2536 nucleotides long. Its product is annotated as protein MID1-COMPLEMENTING ACTIVITY 1. Bases 1052 to 2302 code for a protein of 416 amino acids. Gene Ontology annotation, biological process: cell surface receptor signaling pathway. The transcript is spliced from 7 exons. The record is from RefSeq and is a predicted model, not a curated record. Lineage: Eukaryota; Viridiplantae; Streptophyta; Magnoliopsida; Rosales; Rosaceae.
AGAGAGAGAGAGAGAGACUUUGGCUUUGGUGCAAACAAUGCACGGACAAACAACACCGAAGCAGUGAGAGGUUUUUUAGGAUAAAAAAUUGGGAUGAAGAGAGAGAGGGGAGAGAGAGAGAGAAAGAGAUAGACUGAUAUAGUGUGAGUGAGUGGGAGUUUUCAUCAGAGACCUCUCUCUUUGUCUCUGCUCAGAUCUUCCAAAAUCCACACACAGGUUGAGGAGAAAGAGGAAGAGGAGGAAGAAGAAGAAACUCGUUCCGCAAAGCAAUGCCUGCAAUGCCCAAAAUCCGAUGCUUCAAUUUUGACGUUUCUUUCAGUUUCAUGCAAUAAAUACAGCAAAAAAGGAAGAAAAAGAAAAAGCCGAGCCAAGCCAUAAAAGUUGCUCAAAAUUACAGCGCCUGUUGCAGAGAAGGUGGAGGGCUCUCAUAGCCUCAUACUCUCUUGCAUUUUUUAUUCUUUCUCAUAUUUGCAUUCUCAGAUUCUGUACCUUUUAGUUUGCAGGAGCUUUUUCUUUUUCUUUUUCUAUUUUCGGCAAAAAAACACAGCGGCUUCUUCUUCAAGACGACGGCGAAGAACUGUGAGCUGACGGCGAUAUAUUUGUUUUUUUUUUUCUCAGUAUUUUUGAGUUUGUUUCUUCGGGUCAAAGAGAUAAAGCAAACAAUCUAUUUUUUGUAUUGAUUUUAUAACUAUUUUUUCGCUUUUUUUUUUAAUUUUGUUGGCGUUGAAAAGCAAGUCAAGAAGCGUAAAGGUUAAAAUUGGAGAUUUCGUUAUCUGAUAUUUUGCGUCUUUUGGAUGCAGUUGAACUGCACUGUCAAUUGUUCUAAAGCUCCGAAACCUGAAGAUCUCCAAUGGAAAUGCGUUUUCGUUUCUGAAAACCCAGUAAUUUUCACUGAGAUUUCAAUUUUCAGAGUAAUUGCUUGCUUUAGAAUCUCAAAUUUGGUUCAUAUCUCGUUGAUUAAAGUCAAACCGAAGUGAUUAUGGUGAAAUGCAAUCUGUAGCUGUGAGCCUGUGAGGUGUUAGUUUACACAAGUCGAUUUUGAGAGGAAAAAAUGGCGUCGUCGUGGGACCACUUCGGAGAAAUUGCAAAUGUGGCUCAGUUGACCGGCCUCGACGCCGUGAGGCUGAUCGGAAUGAUUGUGAAGGCGGCGAGCACUGCGCGAAUGCACAAGAAAAAUUGCAGGCAAUUUGCGCUGCAUCUGAAGCUGAUCGGGAACUUAUUGGAGCAGCUCAAGAUCUCGGAGCUUAAGAGGUACCCGGAGACGCGCGAGCCUCUUGAGCAGCUCGAGGAAGCUCUAAGAAGGUCAUACAUUUUGGUCAAUAGCUGCCAAGACCGGAGCUAUCUGUAUUUGCUUGCAAUGGGAUGGAACAUUGUGUAUCAGUUCAGGAAGGCUCAGAAUGAAAUUGAUAGAUACUUGAAGCUUGUGCCUCUGAUUACUCUGGUGGACAAUGCUCGAGUCAGGGAGAGACUGGAAGACAUUGAAAAGGAUCAACGUGAGUACACAUUGGAUGAAGAGGACAGAAAGGUACAGGAUGUGAUCCUUAAACCGGACCCCUCGAAAAAUGACACUGUAGUGCUGAAGAAAACACUUUCUUGCUCCUAUCCAAACUUGGGUUUUAAUGAGGCGCUCCAAAAGGAAAAUGAAAAGCUUCAACUUGAACUACAACGGUCCCAAUCUAUUUAUGAUGUGAGUCAAUGUGAAGUAAUUCAGCGUUUGCUAGAAGUGACAGAAACUGUAGCUUCAAAGUCUUCCCCCGAAAAAAAUAAUAAGAAAAUAGAGCGGAAUUAUUCAGAUGCCAAUAGUGAGAAAGAACCUUCAUCUAAUGAAAGCUAUCAGAAAAAUGAAUCUCGCAAAAUGUCAAGAAACACAUCUUCAGUUUCUUCUGGACAUGAUUUGCUGUCAACUAGAGGUUCACAUCGCCAUGAAGAAUGGAAUACUGAUCUACUUGGAUGUUGCUCAGAACCGUCUCUGUGUAUAAAGACAUUCUUCUAUCCUUGUGGGACGUUUUCUAAAAUUGCUUCUGUGGCAACUAACAGGCAUAUGUCUUCAGCAGAAGCAUGUAAUGAAUUGAUGGCUUAUUCAUUAGUAUUGUCUUGCUGUUGCUAUACAUGCUGCAUUCGAAGGAAACUUCGCAAGACGUUGAAUAUCUCGGGAGGCUUCAUUGAUGACUUCCUUUCACAUUUUAUGUGUUGCUGCUGUGCCCUUGUUCAAGAAUGGCGAGAAGUUGAACUACGCGGGAUUCCUUAUGGUGCUGAAAAGACAAAAAUAAGCCCGCCACCCUCACAGUACAUGGAAACCUAACUGAUAAUGGAAUUUUGAGAUUCAUCCACUUUGAACGCCAUAUGUAGAGGUAAUGGCUAGUUGCCAUUGUUACAGGAAAACUUAUUUUGGGGGAGUUUAUGUCUCACUAAUUUUCCCAUAUGUAAAUUAGUGCUUUUUAUAUUUUUUAUUUUAUUCAGCACAUUGUGUAUCAUAGACUUGCUUUUCUUUUUCGAAAAAUAGUAUAGAAGUGCUUGAUUUUACCAAUAUGUUUUA